GUUGAACCCGCGUCUUAGAGCUGUGCAUUAAUGAAGAACAGAAAAUCUUACCACAUUUUGAAUCUGACAUCCUAAAGCUCUACCGUCAUUGUCCUUUACAACUAAAAAGUUAAAAAAAAAAAAAAAAAAAAAAAAAGAACAAGAAACGACGCUCGCCUUGAUUUGUUCCCUGAUUUGCAAAGAAUCAGAAUGGCAUUUAUUGCCAAGCAGUUUUUACACACACAAGGAAUUUGCCGUGAUGUUUUGGUGCCAAAACAAAGAACACAGAUCUACAGGAGGAACGAAAAUAUAACCCAGAACAAAUGCUUUACACAUUACUAACAUGGAGCCUUGAACAGAAAAAAGUAUAAUUCUAAAAUAAAAUACAAUGCUGUAUUUAUAAAACCUGAAAAUACUAUGCAGAAAACAUGUAAUGGAAAACUGUGCAUUUUUGCAGGAAGGACAAACAAAAGUCUGAAUCUCAGUCUCUGAGACACAUGGCUUUUAUUUUGUGAAAUUUAAAACCUACAUUCCUUCCCUUCUUCAGCCAACUGUUUGAUAACAAAAUAAUUUCCUUUUAUUUGUUUAUCUUUCAGAGGUAAAAUUACUGUGACUUAUUUGAGUUACAUACAUAUAAAGAACACAUUUCAAGGAAAAAUUCACUGUGGAAAACCAACAAAAAGUGAGGCAAACCUUCACUGAUCAAAAAUAUACAAGUUGAUCAAGAAACUGAAAUAAAAGUUAUAGAACAUAAGUAUCAGAAAAUAAAGAUUGUACCAGAGUGAGUAAAAUAAUAUAAAAUCCUAAUCCAAAAACACUAAACCUGCAACCUAAAAAAUUACACCAAAAAUUAUUUUUUUUUUUUUAAAUAUUCCAGAGCUGAAUCAAAACAAUGUUUAAACUGAAAAAGAAUUUUAUAUACUUUUUAUUUGACGACUGAUUUAUUUUUCAUUUUUAGAUCAAACCUUAAAUUCUCAGGUUUUAUGUGUUUUUUUUUUUUUUUUUUUUUUUUUCUUAAGUAACUAACCUUUUGGCCUGGAUUUAGCUUAAUAGCAGUUGGCGUUAAAAGUAAAAAAAUUAAAUAAAACAAAACCCUAAUCCAAAAACAUUAAACCUGCGACUUAAAAAAUUACACUAAAAUUUAAAAAAAUUAAAUCGGAAAAAUAAAAAAAGACUGUAUCUAAAAAAUCCCAGAGCUGAAUCAAAACAAUGUUUAAACUGAAAAAGACUUUCAUGCACUUUUAAUUUUGACGACUGAUUUAUUUUUCAUUUUCAGAUCAAACUUUUAAUUCUUAGUUUUUUUUUUUUCUUAAUUAACAAACCGUUUGGCCUGGAUUUGGCUCCAUAGCAGUUGGCGUUAAAAAAAAAAAGUCUUUUGGAGCAAUUUUGUGAGGCAGGUUUCUUUCACCAAUGGACUACUCUGUUUAAAGUGGUAUAUAGUUAGGCAAUAGGAAUGAAAAGACAAAAUUACAGCAGACGAUGGCAAUGACCUCACCAUUUUGAACUGCCGCGCGGAUGUCAGUUUCUCACCGUUACUUUUCCACCUGCUUAUUCAGUACACCGAGUGGCAGCAGCUGUUAAAGUCUCAUUUGGUUGACUAUCCAAAGGGUGAGUCCCAUUAUUUUCGCUAUAUUUUGAUGGUGCCUGGUUACGGGAAGGUCCAAACGACCGUUUUCAUCGUAGUCAGCCGCUCAAAGUCUAAAUUUUGUUCCAUACUAUUAUCCGUGCUCACAAAGUUGGCCAUAUGCAAUCUCACUAGCUACAGUUAGGACAAGCUAGCUUCCACAGUCGUCGCCAUGUUUCUGCUGCGCAAAACCACGACCGUGCUUGACAAAGCUAACGAUAACGCACUUUGAGAACUCUUAACAUUUAAGAACAACACGUUUUUAUCUGUAACUGCUAUUUAUCUGUAAGUGCAACUUAUUGUUUUAUUAGGGUGGCCGUAUAUUCUGACUUCACAUAAAGAGGACACGGCUAGCGAGAACGGAGUCAUGGUGUCGCACGAAGGUAAUUUUGAGAGUUUUCGGGUCGGAUCAUUGUCUUUUUCGCGCUUCUAACUCAGUUAGUCCACAUGACACAAAAUCAAAACUCUCAUACAAAGCUGCGGAAAUUUUAAGUAUUUUAUAAAUUUCCCCGGACAGCCCCCCAAAAAGCGAACAUGUCCGGGUAAAAAAGGACAUAGCCACCUAACCGACGUGGCUGCUGUAGCUUUCGCUAACGCUAGCUACGAACUUGAAGCAAUGAUGAGCACACUGAUAUCGCUGACCUAGUAAGCUGUUGAGUGAAAAGUUAAUUUUAACAAUUGUCGCGUUUGUUCUAAUAAAACAAAGAAGAGGUGUCCAUAAUAUUUAAGGAAAAUUGUAAUAUAAGAAAAUGUUGCUGUUAUUUGUUAUACAUCUUGAGGCAGGCCAAAGCUGACUGAAAUUUAGGAAAUGGCACACAGAUUACAGCUAGGUUAGGUCUUAAGGAACAAUUGACCAGAUAAAUAAGACACAAAUGGCACUAAUACUAACUAAAGUCUUCUAAGGUGAGUCAUGACUGAAAAAUGAAUGAUUUUAGGAACAAAGACUCAGUAUGGGAAACAUUUCCAGUUAACUGGAGGAGUUGUCUUGAUAAAACAACCUUGCCUUUUUAAAGCCUUCUUUUUUGCUUAGUAUAGUUAGACUCUAAGCAAAUCCUUUCUGUUGUUGUUUGCUGCCAUUUGAUAAACUACCUGAAAUCAGAUCCUCAGAACAGCAGCUACAAGUGGCAUUCAUGAAGUUGUUUCUUGUUCGAUUAUAAUCUCAAAGUAUGGAAACAAAAAAAGUUUGUAAUUUAAUCUAAUCACUAUAUACUAUGAAUAUAGAUCUGCUUGAGUCUGAAUAACUGCUGUUUUGUUGACAACUCAUAUACGAAAACACGAAUAGCUUUUUACUGACAUUUUCCUUUAUUUUUUCCAGCAAAUAUGGAUAAGAAAGACGAGCAGAGGAGCACACUCAGUGGGCUCAAUUCAGUAACAUGUGGAGUCUUGAAACCUCUGUCUAAGUAUGCAAGGAAGGUCGCAUGUGAGCAACACACAAGUCUGCAUCAAGCAGCCAAGCUUUCCCCUCCAUUUGUUGAUUUUAAGAUGAAUGAGCUGAAAUUGGAUGAUUUUAUUUCUGAUGACAGUUAUGAGACUCCAGUAAGAAAAGCCUAUAGUCCAAAUGUUUUUUCUCCAGACCAUGGAUGUGUUUUGGACUUUUCCACCCCCUCUGAAGGACAGCAAGAAUGUGGGCUUGAGCCACACAGCUUGAAGUGUAAGGAAGUCCUCUUAAAUCCUUCACCUGACCUUGACAGUGAUGUUGAUAACAUGUUCUGCCUCAGUCCCCGUGGUUUUCCCACUGUUGGACUAAUUUUAAACACCCUUGAGAGCGACAAAGUUCCCAGUGGACGCACAGUAAGUCCCCCUGUUGCACACAUACGAAAAAAGGCAAAAGGAUAUUGUCAAGAGGCUGAAGAACGAGAAGAGCAGACCAAAAAGAUGUUUCUAGAUGCAAAUGAUGGAGGACAAGAAGAUAAGGGUUAUUCUUCUGAGUCCUACAUGAAGAUCUUUGAAUUGGCGAAGAUCCUCUCUCAGCCAGUGAACCCUUCGUUGACCCCCAAGUUGCCAGAAGAUGAGAGCCAGCCAGCAAGUCGAACCAGACCAGGUUAUCAAAAACCAGCCGAUGUGUCCUUCACAUGUAAUGAUUUAUAUCCCAUUAUUAGUGGACCACAGCUGGAACCCACAAACUGUCCUCAAGAGCCUUUAGACAAUGAUAUUGAAGAGGAGUGGAAUAUAGGUCUACCCAUAUUCGAGUCAUCUAUAUGUCCAAAAAGCUCUGUGAUUUUGGAUGAUAGUCAUGAGCAGGUGUCAGAAGAGCUGAAGGGAAACGUGGAAGAAUCGAUCCAGGAGGGUCAGUCCACGCUUGACUGGGAAGAAACUGUAUUACCCCCUGUGAAGGUAGGCUUUGUAUUUUUAUUUUUUUACCUUGAACAGAAGUGUGCACUGUGUAGUAUAAUAUUAGUAAAUUCUGGUCCUCUGAACCUUUGUGCCCCUUCAAGGUAAAAUCAGUUGUUGUUGCCAUCAAUCAUCCCACUACCAACAGCAAUCAAUCAUCCUGUCCUCAGCAAAGCCAAACCAGGAGCAGAGGUUUUCAGUCUGGAGGACUCAUCAACCGUGAUACAAAUCCAAGGUACAGUAAUGAUCCCUUUGCCCUCUAGGGGGAGUACAAUGACCAUAAUAAAGACUGGAAGUUUCUACCAUGGCCCUGGUGUUGGAAGGGAAGCACAGCCUAUCCCUAAUAAUGCUCUCAUAUUACUUGUCUGCUGUUUUCAUGAUCAGUAUGCGCUUCAUGUUUUGUAUUCCCAGAGGUUGUUGAUAAGAUUGUUUUUUUUUUGUUGUUUUUGCUUGAAUAAAUGGUUAAAAUAGUUAAUCUAGAGGUAUUUUCAUUUUUAGAUCAGUGAUCUUUGACAACAAGGCUGACCUGGAGAGCAGAAAACGGGCGUAUGUCCGAUCGGUCACAAAACAUAUGAAUGAGAGACCCUCAGCAGAUCCAGGUAUGACCCUUAAAUCUAUUAGAAAACACUAGAAGAAGAAGAAGUAGCAUAGAACAGCUGAGCAUUUUCAUCACAUUGCCUCCUAGAUGCACCACAUUCAUCAGGUUUUAUUUACCUUUGUUACUUUUUAUGUUCAUGUUUGACAGAAUGAAUAAGAUUGUAUUUUUCCAAUGUGAUUUUUUUUUCUUGAUGUGGUUUACAGGCCAAGUUUUCCCACUUAGAAGGAACUAGUUUCUUUCUCUUCGUUCUAUAAACCACCUGUCAAAUGAUCAAUGUUUUUGCGUUCUUUGUCAUCUAAUCUGGAUAAAAAAAAAUUCCCGUUUGUGUGAAGAUGCAGUGAGUGAGCUGCAGAACCUAAUGACCCACGUGACGGAUCAGACCUCAGGCACUAAUGAAGGACAGUGGCAGCAUCCCUCAGAUCUCACUCAGAGGUACAGCAUUUUCUCUGCUUUCUGAGCACAAAAUCUGUGACCCUGUAUCUACUUAUCUACCAGCUUAUCCUUGGAUGCUAGGGCUUGUACAGACUCAAGUUCUUUGUCUGCUUUAAAAAUGAAAUGAGUAAAAACAUCAAACACUUUUUUGUUUUCAUGAGCUCUCCUAAGCUACCUGGGAAAGGAUGUGGUUCAAAAACCGUCUUUUUCAAUAAACGCUCCAAGAUUAAUGUGUUUUAUGGCGGUGACUGACAGUGGAACUUUUAAAAAAGGAUUAAAAACAAUGUGGCUUUCUUGAUGUUUUUCUGUUUUACAAAAUGUCAGUUUACGUACCCUGUAUCAGAGCUGGUAAUUGGUAGAAAAUUGAUUGAAGUUAGUUUAUGGAGAGAAGAAAUUCCAAAUUUCUAUUGAGAAAAAAAAUUGGAAUACAAACGAUCCUAAUGUGUGCCUCCGACCCUGUGCUUACUUGCAGAAACUACAAAAAACGCUUUGGAAAUGAAAAGCCAAAAAUGACGCUUGAUGAAUGGCAGGCACAGAAUGAUGCAACCUACAAGCGCUUCAGCGGGAUCCCCAAAAUCUUCAAAAGGAUUCCAUAUCCUUAGAAAUAGUCUUUUAGACAGUCGUCUGGUAUGAAGAGCACUUGUGUCACAGAGAUUUAACAACCUGGAUUGUGACAAAAUCUGAAGCUAUACACAAAGAGUUCUUGUUUUAGUGGUUCCACCAAAGUUGUAUUUCUAUUUUUGUGUUAUUGUGUUUUGUUUGUUGUUUAAUAUUUCUUCAUACUUCUAUCCAUAUUUCUGCAUGUUUUAAGUAUUGCAUGCUUUACGUGUUUUGAUGUUUUGAAAACAAUGCACUAGAGUGUUUUACCAGCUUGCCUUUUUAAUGUAUUUGUAUUAACCUGCACUGACAUGUUUGUAUCUGCUGUAUCUCUGUCAGCUUUAUUCUGAGUGUACUAAGCAGCAUCUGAGUGCUGUGUAAAGUAUGACAGAAGUGAACCCGGGCAGUCAAAGUACAGAGAAGCAACAGAGAAACUUAGUAACAUGGGACCCAUCUCUUAAAUAAUGCACUCUGGGGAAAGUAGUCCUGUCUGUACGCAGUAGGUCGAGCUGGUUAGCCAUCCAGAAGACAGCUGUGUUGUGUCAGUGAAGUCCUACUGUCACAUGCUGGGCAGGCUGCAGGGUUCAUGUGUAGCCAAGCAACCGUAGCACCUCUUUUCACCUUCAAACAAUAUUUUCCCCCUCUGCAACCAAGAGCACAGAUAAAGGUCUGUAUGUUUAUCUGGUUUGCUUUACAGUUCCCCAUCAAGAAUGAAAGACUGCAAAGACCAUGCAUGUCAGCAGAGGAGUCCCUGAGCCAAUAGUUGGUCUUGUAUUGUUGCCCUUUAGUGAUAUCACAAGUCUCGUUCAUUUCUGCAUUUUCACAUAUUCAGGCCCUUAUAUUGAUGGAUUGACAGUGAAUGUAUCCUGAAACCAAAUUGCUGUGUUUGUUUUUAGCCAUGUAUAUUACUCAGUAUCGCAGCAGUAUUACCAAAGUGUUCACAUUCUGAAGUUCAGUCCCGUUGGAUGCAUACACAUGUUGUUCACUGUCGAGCACCCAUGGGCCCAGUUCUGUUCAGUUUCUUUUUCUGUAAGGUUCAGACAGAGUCAUAUGUUUGACAUGUUGCCAUUUGAUGUGAAUGUCCCAAAUUAAGAUAAAACAUUUUUUGUGGAAAAUAUGUUGUUUUUAUUUUAUUUAAGCAUACACAAGUAAGCAUAUACACUAUAUCCUUCAAUAUUGAAGUUGUGUAACCUUGUGCAUAAUAGAUAAACCAUGCUAGCCCUCAUAUAGCAAUGACUGCAGUACACAUCAUACAAGGAAUAUAAACAUGAUAGCAUUAAUAAAGCAGUUUAUUUUCUAAACCAUGCUUAUUCAUCUCAUUUCUAUUCCGUAUUUCAAGAAUCCAUAAUGAAGGAGGCCAACAUCUGCUAUAUCCAAUUUGAAUUCAACAAAUGUCAUUCAAACUAAAUAAUGUGCAAGUUGAUUUGGAAAUACAUUUUCUUCAGAGACUGAAAAAGAUCCUCGGUGUAAUGAAAAGAGUGGUUUUCCAUCACAGGGUUCAGUGGAAUGUUAAGUUCAUACAGUCAUUACCAUUAGUUAAAUAAUAACAGUUUUUUGUCUUUGACAGAUGUCUCUGUAAUCAUCUUAUAAGCCUUUGUAACCAGCAGAUGUCUUCAGAGUUGUGAACAACAUAUAUCCAGGGGAUCAGCUGACUUCUUAAACAGAAGGACUAACUGGUGAUAUGUCUAAUUGGCAUCUAUAACGGACUGGGAAAGCUCUGCUGUACUUUGAUGUAGGGAUAAAAAGACACCCAGAUGUGUCCCAUUAUUUUUCCAACACAUAAUACCUCUGUGAUAUUUUUGUGUCAAACCCACUUUAAUGUUUAGAUUAUUUUAUGGUAGUCCACUGCCAACUGAGGCUGCUGAAUUAUGUCUAUGCAAAAGAGCCCAUUUCAAUACACAGCUCAUAUGCAGGCCCUAUUAAUUAAGAAUAGUUUGACCAUUGGAAAUAAUAUUUUGUACCAAGAGUUGGAAGAAUAGCUGAGUAUUUCUCUCUUCAUUUGCCUUCUCUAACUGGCUUCUCAGUGUCAAGGGUUACAGUGGUGAACAACUGGUGUGGUUCUGGCUCUAGUCUUUAUCCUUAUUGGCCGAAAUCUGCUGUCUGUAGCUUCAUGUUGAAUAUGCAUACACAAGAGUGGCAUGUACCUAGCUUGAACCUACUUUGAAUCUCCUGUAUUUUCCAAAAAUGUCAAAGUAGACCACUAUCAAAGUGGAUGUUAACGAUGUUAGCCCUGCAUUUGAACCAGUAAUGAGGGAUACAAUAUUUACAGAGAGAAGACUGAGGACUGAACCAUCAUUUGGAGGUGAUUAUAUAAUACAUUUCAAAUGUGCUCUAUUCAAUUGGACUUCUUACAGCUUUAAAAAUAGACCUCAUGCUUCUGGCUCAUUCAAGCAACUGGAAAGAAUGAAACUAAAUCAUUCAAAACAAGAAAGUGGCUAAUGGCUGGUGGGAACACGGCUUGAGCAAUCUACUGUUGGAGAAAUAGGACAUGACCCCAGUUUGGACAGAUCAUCCAGGGACACAAUCCAUCUGAUCUUUCACUGAGUGGAUCAAUUAGAGCACUAGCUUCUGCAGUCCGGGACUUAUGUGGCACCACGGACAGAAAAAAUGAUUCAGUCUCAAAACUUUUUGAUGAAGUGCAAAGAGCAGUCUCAUCAAGGUUGCCCUUGCCACCACAUUUCACAUUAACCAAAGGUCAGAGGCCUCUGAUCAUUUCUUUCCUUUUCUCCAGCUACUUAUUUUUAACCUUCGACAUAAAUCAGCACUUUUCAGAGGACUGCAUUUUGAUCUUGUAUUUUAAUUAUCUUAAUUUCCCAUGGCCGUACAGAAAAGGGGAAGGUGGCCUACCUUUGCAUAAGUCAUCAUUUAUUUGUGAGAUUAAUUCCUCUCAUAGCUACCAUAGCUUCAUUUUGCCCCCACAUGUCUGAGUUCACAAUAAUUGAGUGGCCAGUGUAUCUCUAGACUGAGAUGACGACCAUCUAGCAUGCAAAUAGCUGAUGGCGUUAUCAUUCUGUCAGUACAGGCUUUAAGAGGCUGAACAGCCUUUAAAACCAUUACGCUCAAGCUAAAUAGUUAACACUCCUCAUCGUAUUCUCAUCACAGUCUUUUCAGUUGGCACAUAAAUAGCACAAUGACAGAAGGUAAUAGAAAUACAUAUCUGUAGACAAGUGCUAUGAACAAGCUCAUUAAUGACAGGACUAAGUGUAUUAAACACACAAAAAACACAUACAUUUCACCAGUAGCUGUGACCCUUUUACAUGAGGAGUCUUAACAUUGUUCAAAGUAGUUUUGUCACAAAAGGUACCAAAGUGACACCAUCCAACAAGAAUGAAAUACAAAAUGUAUAUACACAUCAAAUACCCAUCUCUUCCUUGGUUUCAGAAUAUCCCAGCUUGGUUUACAUUUUCACCGAUUGUAUAAGUAUUUUUAAACUUUGCACAUAUUUUAUUUGAAAGCCAAUCAAUAUGCUCAAAUGUCAGAUAUGGGGCUUGCCAUCUUUAAUAAUUAAUGAUUACUUUUUAAGGCAGCACUAAUGAGUCUGAAGCAGCCCCCAGAUACAUCAUUUUCUAUUUGAAAGGAAGUUCCUUUACCAUAUGCAGUGCACAUUACCAUAUGGUGACAGCUGAUAUCUAAUGAUUUCGUCAACAAAGAAUUUCAAAACUAUUAUUUUCUUAGACUUCUGAAUAAGUCUUGAUAGAAGCCCUUCUAUUAAGGAUGUCAUGUGUCAGGGUUGAAGGUUGGGCACAUAUUCUUUAUAAUCCCACGCUUUCCAUUAAAAACAUUUUGAAGACAGCACUGAAAAGACUUCUCUGUGAAAGUUCAGGGAAACACAUGUCUGCAAAUGAAGCUCAGGAUUUCCCCUUGGCUGAUAGGCAGAUGGAGCAUCUGUCAGACAAUUGCAUGCUGAGGCAUUAUGUUUUUGACAGAGGUUACAGAAUUUGAGUCCUUCCUUACGUGUUUCUUGAAGGCUGUUAUUGCUGAUACAAGGGAUCUUAUCAGUGUCUCUCCAGUGACUUUUCCACGGAGUCCAGCCCCUUAAAAGUCCAUCAGGUGAAUGUGCUCAGUAAUGAUAUUCCUUUCAUCCCUAGAGUCCUUUAAAUUCAUUGCCUCUGAAGUGAAAGACACAAGGAAAUACUUAGGUGUUCUGAAUGUUGGAAUGUUACAUUUUGGAAAUCUACAAUAAAACUAUGAAAAACUGACAGGAUAAACUCAAACAUGAGCAAGAUGUUACCAAGUCUGGCUUGUUUAAGACUACACUAUGUUUGUGUUUAGAUUAGAGAUGCAUCUCUAAAUGAGUGAGCUAGUUUCACUUUUGCAGACAAGUUCAGUGAUUCAGAGCUGAGUGAUCCCUUUACAAGUGCUCUGGCUUGUUGCAGCACCUCUGAGGACUGGCUCCCAAAUUAGCCCGGUGGGCUCUGGAUUCCCUGAGGUGGGGGAAACAGGCUUGCCAAAAACAGCCCUCAGGACUCCAGAGUUUAAAUCUUCUAGGGGAUUUAAACCAAAAAUAAAUAAGUAGAAAGUGGAACACUGUUCAGAUGCACCUUUUCCAGAAUCGUUUAAGUAUAACCAGAGAUACACAUGACGUUUCUGUUUAUUUGAAAGAAGAAUAAAAAAAAUGUAAUGUUCUUAAAAAAAAACCUUAAGCUGAGAUUUAAGUACAGUGUACAAGAAGAGAUGAUUGUAGAUUCUCUAGUUUGCUGUUGUUUGAAAACACAAGGGGAUAGAAGUGACUGAGGAAGACCGAGAGUUUGAAUUGGUCUUUGAUUCUGUAAUUUGGUUUUGGCCCUUUAGGAUCGGUUCAUUUCCACUUUCUCCACUUUUGUACUAUAUUGUCUGUCCUAUGCCAAGGUAAGAUGUUGAGCACUUUUACAGCCACAAACCAUCCACCUAAAACUCUGCUCUCAGACCAGCACCAGCCAUGUUGCGUCCAAAUAUCUGGAGUCCUGCAGCUCCACCUCUGCACCAGACUUAAGGGGCACAAGCUCUGCCGAGGAGCCCAGAAUCCCAGCCUUAUCCCAAUGACAGAUGGGCUUGGAAGGGGCUGAUUUGUGAGAACACAAAGUCUUUCAGAUAAAGAGAGGAGCUCCUGAAUCCACAUCUCUAUGAUGUCCACAGAUGGCGUUCUAUUGUUGUUGUUGCUCUUGGGGAUCUGCAGGAGUAGAGAGGUAGAUGACAGGUAUGAUGAGGUUGUUGGAUCAAGAAAUCAUUCACAAAAGACCCUUUAAUGAGGAUGCCUCUGUUUUAAUGUUGAGGGACAUAAAUAGCAAGAGAGAAGGGAAUGAUGCUGUUCUGUGCUUGAAUAAAACAGAACUAGAAGCCAGGACUUGUGUUGUGCUAAUGAAAAGUUGGUAAGUCAUGUUUACUGCUCAAAAAAUAAAGGAAACACUUCAUUAUCACAGUGCAACAUCAAGUCAGUCACACUGCUGGGAUAUCGGCCCGUCCAGUUAUGAAGCAAUAAUGAUUGUGAAUCAGUUUCACUUGCUGUUGUGCAAAUGGGACAGACAACAAGUGGAUAGGAGAGGCAAUUAGCAAGACGACCCCUAAUAAUUUAUAAUUUAUUUUCCUAGUGUCCUCAUCACUAGUGGUAGCAUGAGGCAGUAUCUUCAGUCCACAUAGUUUGCUCCGGUGGUACAGCUUUUCUAGGAUGGCACAUCUAUAUGCCUACUGACCAGAAGGUUUGCUUUGCCUCUCGGCAUGGUGUCAAAAGUGUGAAGGAGAUACCAGGAGACAGGCCAGUACACCAGGAGAUGUGGAGGGCAACUGCCAGCAGCAGGACUACUAUCUGCUCCUUUAUGAAGGAGUAACAGAAGGAGUACUGCCUGAGACCCACAAGAUGACCUCUAGCAAGCAAGGAGCCUGGCGUCCACUGUCACACGGAGCACAUGUGAUGGACCUAAAGGAGUCUGGAGAGGCUGUGGAGAAUGUUCUGCUGUCUGCAACAUCCUCCAGCAUGACUGGUUUAGUGGUGGGUCAGUGAUGUUCUGGGGAGGUAUAUCCUUGGAGGGCCACACAGACCUCCACAUGCUAGCUAGGGGAGAUGAGAAUAAGAACCUCAGACCCAUUGUCAGACCAUAUGGUGGGCCCUUGGGGUUCUUUUAGGUGCAUGGAAGUGUCCAGCUUCAUGUGGUUGGAGUGUGUCAGCUCUUUCUGGAUGAUGAAGGUACUGAUGAUAUCAACUUUCCCUCCUGUUCCCUAGACCUAAAUCCAAUCCAGCACCUCUGGAAGUUCAUGUAUCAUUGAAUACAAGGUUGGCCCAGUAUGCAACUAAUUCUCUGGUCCCUGCUGGAAGGAGAUCCCCUUGGAGGGCAUUCAUCGCCUUAUCAGGAGCAUGCCCAGAUGUUGAGGUGAAGAUGAAGAUGCCCAGAUUUUUUUCAGAGUGCCUACAGGCAUAUGGAGGCCUUACACUCUACUGAGCCACAGUAUGAAUUGUCAAGUUAGAUCAGCCUGCGAUUUCAUUUUCCCACUUUGAUUUUGAAUCCAGUCUUCAAUGGGUUAAUGAUUUUAGUUUGAUUAAUUGUUUCUAUGUAAUUUGCUCUGAAAAAAAAAUCACACUGUGUAACCAACAAAGAUUUUUAACUUUAGUAUUUCAUUCAUUAAGAUUUGUGUGGUUGUAGUGUUCCCUUUAUUUUUGAGCAGUUUGUGUUGAAUCCGAGUUUGUUGAAGCCUUGGAGGUUAACUCCAGAUGAUACAAUGACAUGGUAUUACUGGUACUGGGAGUGUCAGUGGAAAAGAUCUAUAAGUGAGUGGGAUCAUUCACCUGCCCGGCGCUGUGGAGAGGGAGGCACCCAGGGAAUGCAAAUGGUUGGGCUAUACCUUACUGCGCAACAGCCCCCCUGUUGGAUGUUCAGGGGUACUGCACUCAGAGGAGUUUUUGGCUUUGUCCUUGUUGUUGUUGGGCUCGUUGUCUUUGAUAAUGUCAUACUGGCGACAGAAGAGAGCAAUCACGCCUAGGAGAAGAGUUACAAUCGAUUUACUGGUCAUCCUGGAAACACAAAUACUGUACAUGCUCCUACUCUUGAAGACAACUGCGUGUUUUCUGUUCUGUUUUUAGCUGACACCAGAUUAACACAGAAAUAAUGUUUGAUUUGCUGUCAUCCUGGCAAAACCAUGUUUAGCCUCACCUGCCCACAUUAUGAGUACUACCACAAUAAUGAUGAGUUCCCCUGCCCUCAGCUGUGUGGACUGGCCCACUUCCUCCAUUGUCACUUCAUCUGAAAGAGUCAAGAUACAAGCUUUUUAAAUUCUGUGAUCAUCAAUAUGUAUGCAACAUGUUUCAUGAUUAAAGGUGGGGUAGACAGGAAUCCGUUCAAGAAGCAUCUUUUUUGUGGUGUGUACACAAAAAAGCUUUAAAUAUCAGUCAAUAGCUAUUAGUUAUUGAUGACAUUUGGUAAUUUAAUGAUAUCACUGUGUUUUGUUAUGUCUGUGUAGUCAACAAUUUAAAUUUUUUGAGCGGCCCGCUCUUUCUGACUGUAAACAAAGCCAGUCAAAUUUGUCACUGCAGAAGUGAACAUCAUAGAACUGUCAACAAAAUGAAAAAUUGAGACAUGUCAGCCUCUGUUGCUUUAAAUUCUUAAUUUUACACCAACCUAAAAACCUCUGCUCAGAAGGACUCUCCUGCGGUUUCACUUCCGCUUAUUAGUCCUUCAACCCAUUCAAACGUGCACUGGUGUCCAUGCUAAUACAAGUAAAAUGGUGUUAAAACAGUGCCUCCAUUUGUUUGAGAUCUUAAGUCCCCUCAUGAUGUCACAGAGACACUCACUGAACAGCGUUUUUAACAGAAAAAGUCACUUUGUUAUAGUUGUGAUAUCUACAAACAUCACACAGCAUAAGCAAAUAAUAAUGACAGAUGUUAACUUUUGAGAUUUCAGUUUGCUUUUAGUGCUUUACAGCGCAUGGGGCUGUUCCCAAAAAGAGUUAAACACUAAAACACACAAUUCAUACAUGUAAUUGCUGGAUUUAUUUAGAUUUUUCCGCAGUGAAAGGUAAAAUAAUCCUUUAGAGAGUGGUAAAAUGAUUAACACUAUAUAAUCCAUCUAUCCAUUAACCAGUCAACUCAAACAUAUUAUUCUAAAAUACAAGAGGCUUACGUUUGAUCAAGCAUAGACUGCAAAGGAAUAAUUCCUAAAACUUGCUUCUUUGCUUCCUUGCAGAGUAAAUCGAGAAGAAUGAUGCUGCUCAUAUUUCUGAGCAAAAGUUUUUUAGCAGUUGAUGUAGCUCAGCUUAGAGAGUGAAAGCAGAUGGAGAGCCAGUCUGGGUUUGUUUAAGGGCAACAAAUUCCACUGUCUUCUAACUAAUUAACAUAUUUCAUUAGUUUUUUAUAUUUUCAUCCUUCAGUCUGAGGAGAAAUGGAUGGGACUGAGCUUUAGCCAACACGUUGCAGCUUUGACUGUGUGCCUGAUAAACACCUUUACAGGCUGGAUGCAUGCAAGGAGAGGCCUGCUGAGGCAUGCCAAAACACACUAAAGUAUACAUCCAUUUGGACAUUUUGUCCCCGAACUGUGGCAAGCCGGAGGAGAACUGUGUUGAGAAAUUUCAUAUCACACUUUGUGUGUCUGUUUAAUGUAAUUGGUUUUUGAACAAAAUCACUAAUGAUAAGGUUAAUAAGCAACUUUCUGUCUUGAAAGGCUCAAAAUAAAGUGUGAAAAUGUUCCUUUUUUAAACGCUGAGUCUGGUUAUGUUCAUUGACUGAAAACAUGUUUAUAUUGUGAUUUUUGUCUUUUUGAGACUCAAAAACUACCUUUACUUUUAGAGGCUUGAGUCUCUGCCUCCUUUGGCGUUCGAAAGCGCAGGGGUUCGCUCAGUGGACUCGUUCCAGACAUGCUGAUAGAUUGGACAUGCACGAUGUAGUCUGUUUCUUCCUCCAGGUCCCACAGUGCACAAGACCGUGUGGUGGUAUUGACCUCCUGGAUGAAGCGUAACAUGCGCACAUCUUUCUUCUGUUGGAGAAUGACAAAGGAGAGAAAAGUCAUUGUUUACAUUAGGAAGACAGAUGUGAUAUGGUUUGACAUAAAAUAAAUAAAUAUAUUAAUAAACUGGAUCUAAAGUUGCAUCAUUGACUAAAUUUGUUCCCAUAUAAAUGGAUUGUGGCUGUGGUUUCUCUAUAUGUUCCUGGAUCAAUUGAGAGGAAUGCACAAACCGAGAAGAAGCAAGCAGCAUUGACAACAAAGUUUAACAAUGAAAGAUAAAAAGGAAUACACAUUAAAGGGCAGAUGAAAAAGUCACCUUGAAGUAUAUGUAUUCAGAGAAUGUCUCAGUAGAAGUAUACAAUAUAGAAGGAGAGUUUUAUAAAUAAAGUAGAAGUCUGAAUGUUUAAACACAGACAGAUACACAAGUAACAAAACCUGAACCAAACUCUCAGAAAUGAAAGGGAUGUUCAAACGAAAAACACAAAACACUGGAGACCUAAAAAGCACAGCGUCUACAGUCUGAUCCGAAACAAAAACAAAUAAAUCUUUAUACAAGAUUUAUGAUCUUAUGAUCUCUGAGGAAGAAACAAUGAGUCAGUGCUCUGCCCUGGAGGUCAAGGACUUAGAGUAUAUCACUUUCACACACCUGGUCUCACACAAGCCAAUCAGACACUCACACACUGAUUCUGCUCAGAGAUGAGUCCCUCUUUAACUCAAGGGAAGACCAGAGGGAACUGUCCAUCACACAAACACUGUUAUUUUCUUAGCAUUGUUACAGAUCACACGUGUGCAGAAACAAACCACUAUUAAAGCUGACUGACAGCUGAUUCUGAGGAGAUCAGCUGAUGCUGUCAUCAGAAACAGGCGUCGCUUCAUGUGAGGCUCUGGAGGAUGGGACAUCGCACGUUUCUUAAAACAAAAUCCCUCAACCACUUUCUCUCCUCUCUUCAUUUCCUCGCAUCUCACCCGUGCAUCUCUGGUAGGUGGGACGAAGAUGCAAGUGAGGGAUACAAGUGUGAAACUUUAAAGCUUUGAAAUGCAGUCUCUGUGUUUCAUCUAUCCGGUGUUGCUUUAUUGUGUCUUUCACUGUGUCCUCUCCUCCCUGAACUCUGCCCGAGGCCUUUUUUUAACUUUUCUGCUCGAAAUGUUGGUGUCACAGUAAAGGAAAGAUUUGUGAGAUUUGUUGAGAUGUGUUAAUAUGAGUAUACGAGAUGUCAAAGUCCCCUAACUGAGGAACUUUGGGGCAACAAAGCUUAAAUGGAUAUUCCAGCGUAAAAAUUAAGUUAGGGUCGAACAAACCAUAACGUCGAGUUAGACACCCCGGCAAGAGAUGAAUGUUGCUGACUGCUUGCUUCUCUUGUUAUACCAACUUUAGUAACGGCCUCACGACAGCAAUACAGAGAGCCACACGCUCAACCAAAAAGCAAUAAUUACUUUAUCGUUUCCUCGAAGUAAUAAUCAUCAUAUUAAUCAUUUUGCACUGCAUAUGUAGUAGUUAUUCUGCCUCAGCGUCUCGGUCUGAUUGCAUUUCCAUGAGGAAAGGAUCAUAAAUGUUCUUCCUCAAGCUGCGUCACCCCGCAGCAGUCCAUCGUGGACUGGCCAGAGGUCUCGCUACAAACAAGUGGCAGCUGGACGAGAGUGGGUGAGUUGUGUUUCGUCUCUUUGCUAAGAAAAAUCAGGCAAAGCUAAAAAGAUGUUUGGUGGUUAGUGCUGUGGCUGGGACUCUACUUUUGAUGAAGUUAGGUGCUGUUCUGAGCAUUAUUUGUGGCUAUAGAGUGGCUUUUUGGUUGAGCACGUGGCUCUGUGUAUUGCUAUCGUGCAGUCGUUACUAAAGUUGGUAUCACUAUAGAAGCAAGCGGUCAGCAUCAUUCAUCUCUUGCUGGGGUGUCUAGCUCUGUGUCACGAUGUGUUUGACCCUAACUUAAUUUUUUGCCAGAAUAUCCAUUUAGGUUUUUUCCCCUUGUUGGACCUCUGUUUCUCAUGUAUUUAUUUAUUUAUUUUUGUGUGUGUGUGUGUUUGGACUUUAGUAAGCUUUGAUAAUCUUUUGCCUUUUUUUUGAUUGAUUUCUUUUUUAAUCUGCAAUAUUGGGACCACACCUUCACUUUAUUACUAUACAUAACAUCUAUGUUGCUAUGACUAUCAAAACUUGAUAAAUAUCCCUUAAGUAAACAAAUCAUGCAAGUGGUUUGCAAAAAGCUAUGAACAAUCAUGCAACAAAUCUGGACCAAAAGGUUUAUCAUAUGACAGUCUUAACAUCAACACAUACCUGUUCAACCUUUUAAGUUGUUUCUGCUCACCUGCUGUGUGAUGGCAAAGCCAAUGACGGGGUCUCCCUCUGGGAUGUCCCAUGUCACCACCGCAGAGUUUGCUUUCACCGCUUUGAUGGUCACAUUGACAGGAGGCAACAAGCUAUCUGCAAACAGGAAAGGAACAGCAGACAAGGGCAUGUUUACAUUUAUAAUGUCCAACAUUUUAGUUUCUCCAUUUCUCCAUUCAACAGUAACCAUUACGUGAAUGGUCUGAUAUUUGUUUUAAGGUUACUAGUUCUCAAAAAAGGGGAAUCUUUCAAACUCUGUCCAUGAACUAAGAUACUGACAUGUAAAUUUACAGAAAGAGUCAGAUUUAUAGGUUUAUUGGACCAAGUAAAUUCGUCAUAGAAUUAUUGCAUUACAUGCUAAACUGUGGCAUAACGCUGAUUGACAAUUACAUAACCACAAUACUUGGAAAAAAUAUCACAAAUGGUAUGAGUGGUAAUUAUAUUUACAUAGUUCCUUAUUUGAUCCUUUGUUCAUUCAAAGCAUUUGUACUGAUUUUUUUAUUAUUCAUAAGACUACCUUUUAGUUUUGUAAAUAUUAACUAUAGUGUGUGAAGUCUUAAUGGGGCCACAGGACAAACGAACCAAGGCACCAUUGUCAUACUGGGGAUCUUUUCCUAUUCCUCCUCAGGACAAAUUUCGAUUCGCUACUCGUCCUACAGCUUGAAGAGUUGUAGGACAAUUAUAUAUUAAAAUGUGCGGUUUGAUAGGGAUCAGUGUGCUAUUACUUUCACACAGAGCUAGCUCAGGGCAUAAGUGAACUAAGCGCCUGCUUAGGGCCCUACUGCAAGUAGGGGGCCCGCAAGAGCAAUUAAAAAUAAAAAAAAAUUAAAUAUUUUUUUUCUUAUGCAUGUAUGAGUGAUGCUUUCUCUAUGAUCAAAUAUACAUUAUUGUAAAUAUAAAAUAAAACAAAGUAAAAACAUUUUAGUGCUUCUGCUGAUGAAGGCCUAUGAUUCUUACUGCCGAUAUGUCAAAGCUCCGCUACCGUUAUGUGCCUCCUGUUGUGCAAUGUGCGCUGAGCAUUCAAAGUACAGGUAGUUGUGUCACAAAAAAGGACAUAUCCUUCAGAAGCAGAGAAAAGAAAGAGGAAAAAGAGAAAAAAAUGCCAAGAUAAAGGUAUGUUUGCAUGUCAUGGAAUGUUAAUCAGAUUUGUGAAGGUGAGUCAAUGAUCAACAAUCAAUAUCAUUGGAAGAAAUAGAGGGCCCCAAAAUCAAAUUUUGCUUAGGGCCCCACUGAGUCUUGGGCCGGCUCUGCUUUUACAUUGUGAAAAACUGCAGAUUUUUUUUUGCAUUGAAGUCAAUGGGACAAGCCAAAAAAAAGAGGAAAAAAUUCCAGUUUAAUUAUGAUUUUUUUUCAGAUGUUCCUCUAAAAGGGGGCGAUAUGACAAGACUGAAGUGCAGCCUACUUCGGUUCACCUCUGGGGCUCACUGUCAGACUGUAGAUAGCACAAGUGUGUAGUGUUUUAUUCUGUGAUAUAUGGGAGUUGCCUGUUGAGCUAGGCUAAUAGAUGCCAUAGUGCUUUGCACUAGCUGUUGCUGAACACUAGAAACCGAAUAAACAGCUCAAUAAAUGAGUACGAGUCAGUGGAUUUCAUGACAUGGUCCAUUUUGAAAACUUUACAGUACCUUUAUACCUUUAUUUUCAUAAGUGCAAAGCGAUGUAACUUGACAUUGUUUCUUUGUUGAAAGAUAAACCAGCACUUUCCCAUCAUGAACAACCAGCCAAGAUGGGCUCAGCACAGGGAGCUAACCAUCUUAUGAGAUUUCUCAAGGUAGGCUAUGUACCACUGGCUUUUCAUACCAACAAAUCAUUUGUUCUCCAGUUGUUAGGAGUUUUUGUAACAGGUUGAUGUGGGAAUGCAAUAAUUAAUCUUAAAUUUGUCAAGUAUGUUAUAUUCAUUAUGUGUCUAUGAAUCUGUUUAAUCCAAACUACAGGAAGGAGCCAGGCUCUCAAAAAUUGAUGCAAGACAUCUUCCAUCUUUACAUCGAGAGCAAAGGAAGAAGAUCCAGUGUUCUUCAUUUUGGUGGACCAAAGAGUGAUCCAAUGUGGUGCUCGGACAUCAGUAGUUGGAGCACUUGGACUAAUGCAUGAGUAUUUUUUAUUGUGAGGUACAAUUUAUAAGAGGAAAAAUACUUAAAAGGUCAAUAAUGAAAACUGUGUAAAAUUGUGCCUUUGAUCUAAAAUGCCAGAUUAUUUAAUCAGCCAAUCAUUGACAAGCGUAAGUGAUUGUCAGAAAUUUGAGGCUUUUUAAAAAAAUCUAAAAUCAUGUAAAGGUAUUCAGAGGAAUCAGACAGAAAGUAUAAAGUCUGCAAAAAAUGCAGAACCCCCGUUUAAAUCAUGCAUAUGCGCUCCUUUUUUUCACCUAUGGUCAUAACUUUAUUUUCAUACUUUUUUUAUACAAGAUGUUAUCCCCUAGCUUACCCUACCUUGGCACUGCUGUUCGUUUUAGUGGGGGUGUUGUCUGUUAAGCUGCAGUCAGCCUGGGCAGGUGACCUGCUGCAGCCAGGUGAACUCAGGUGUGGAGAGGGGGAGGGGAGAGAGGCAGAACAAUGGAGGAGCAGGAGGGAAAUGUUUGGAGGGAGAUUUCGCUGGAUCAGGAAAGGAACUUUGAGUUUUUGUGUGUCCAUCCAUUGUGUGGAGACCAAAAGCUUUUCAAGGGCUGCAGGAAAACCUCCACUGUGCCUAAACUUGGUCGCUGGUGGAAAGGGUGGCUGUGAGUGGUGGAACUGUCAGAGUUUGGCAGAGGAAGCAUUCCCAGGACUGGUGAGUCUUAACUAGUCAGAUUUUUUUUUUUUCUUUUGCAACACAUUGCUGUUGUUUUAUUAUUUUUUUUCUGGACUGUUAUGUUUUUGAGUUUUGGAGGACUAUUUUUGGACUCUUGUGGUUGGAUCGGGCCCACUAUCUUGGGAUUUUUUUUUCACCUUCUCCUUUGAAUAACUCAGACGCUAUACUGGGAGCUUAAUUAUUUGAAGGACACUCUUUUUUGUUGUUUGGAUUUUCUGCUGGGCAAAACCUAAUGAAUUUGUGUUGGAGAUCUUUGCUAGGGAUGACAAGAUUUGUGUUGAGUUUAAGUAUGUUCAUUUUAAAACCCAUGCAUAUAAAGGAGGUCUCUGUGGUGGUCUUUAGCUGCAGUUAGCUUACAGCUAACCACUAGCAUAAAGCUGGCAGGACUGCAAGCUUUCCCUCUCCUUUAGUGAACGGCUAAAAGACAGAGCUACCAGGAUUUUGUGCUGAUCUGGAGUUUGCCGCAGCAUGUGUGAGAGGAGACCUUGGCAUGUGGUCCUGUCAUUGUGAAAGGACACAGACUCAAACAAACUGCAUUGACGCUAAUAAACGAUCCCAGGAAGCAAAAGGAGACUUAAAAGCUCUGUUUUGAUUUGGCACUUUCUUCAUUCAAAGCUUUUGGAUCUGUAUCAACUACUUCAUUUGCCUUCUCACCUAAUACAUCUUUGUGUACUUUUUUAAGUGGCUCAACUAUCUUUUGGACUACAUACUACAGACAAUUGGUGCUAAGCUUCAUAUUCACAUACAAAAAAAAAUGUCUUGUCUCUGUUUUUUUUUCACCUCUGUCUAUCUCUCCCUUGCUUUAUUUCUGUGCUGCUACUGCACAUGGGCUUUUUGGCAGGUUUUUUAAUAGCCAGAUGUUUAAAGCUUAUUGCCUUCAAUGGGAAUCCUGGGUACAGGGAACAGAUGGUGGACGGUGAAAAGGGGAGGUAUAGCAGAGAUUUGACACCCUCCUCUGCUAUUCUGAUAUUGAUUGAUGAUAUCACACUGGGGAUCAAGUGAAUGUUGGCAAAUAUGAGGCUAAUAAAUGGAUGCUACUUAUUGUCUGUGCAUAAAUAUUGAUUUGAAACUCAUUUAGGAUGUCCUCUCCCACAUAGCGCCUUUUUGUGUGGGAGGAUGGCUCUAUGCAAGUGCUUUCUGCAUUUGUGAAAGUGGAACAGAGCCUGUGGCUUCUCUGCACUCCAUUUUCCCUUUAAAAGUUUAGGGCUCUCACACAAAUCAAAUCCAAGGGUUGUUCCGUUCACUUGUGUGUGAAUGUUUCUUUACUCACAGGAAAUGAAUUUCUAUCUCUUCUGGCCUCUAGAACCAAGUGAGGUUUAGAUUGUAAAACCCUUUUUUUCUGUCUUUCUUUCAUAAAAAUGCUGUAAUUACAUUUUAAAACAAUGCAGUUUGAUAGAGGGUAAUGAUUUCAAAUUAUUGCUUGAAAAAAAUUCUCUUGUUCUCUCACCUCUGAUUUACUAGAUUUUUUUUUCUCUAGUCCUCCAAGGCCAUUGAGGACUCUACAACCGUAGAGCCCACAGUUGGUGUCAGGAGGAUGGAUAUCAGAGGAAAGUGGAAGAGUAGAAGGCAAAUAAUACCCUCCCUCUGUCCUUCAUUCUUUCUGUCCUUUCUUGCUUUGUUUUUCUCCUCUGUAAACUAACACUAACAAUUCUCCCUUCACCCUAACUACAUACAGUCUCUGUGGAUAGAGGGACAGCAAAGCCUUUCUGCAAUGAUUACUCCCAGUGAAAUUAUCAAUGCAAUUGAAACGCACCCACUAAAAUGGCUUUUGGGAGAAAACGGGUGGGAGGAAGGGUGUAACCUGGGUGUUAGAGCCGUUUGCUAUAUUUUCUUUGGGUUUGUGUUUUGAAACAUAUUUCAGUUGUAAUCGUCCUGGUGCCACACCAGGUGGCGUGAAGUCUUGGGUUUUGUUUGUUAGAAAUAGAAGAAGACGCAAUUAGUGGCAGGUGUGUUGGUAGCUAGAGAAGCAGACAGUUUUUUGACCAUCUAUAUCUUUAUCAUCCUGUCGUCGACGUUUGUUGGAAUUUGCUUUGUCUUUAUUUUGCAUUUGGUUUCUUUUACAAAAGAAGAAUAAACAAGGAAAAUGUGACUUGGACUUGCCGUUUCAUUUACACGUGAGAAACAAUAGGCUUUCUUACACCUCAGUGGCUCUUUAGAUAAUUUCGGCAGGCGAAAUUAAGUCAUAACACAGGGUGCUUUGGGGGUGGAGGGUAGGCAUGAGAUGGGAGUGAUGAUGAUGUGGCAGGGUUGGAGGUGCGUGGAGUUGGUUAUCCUGACAAAGGGUUGGAGGUUGUUGUUAGUGGAAAUGUGAGGGUAGCCUGCCGAGGGUUGAUGCUUUCCUUUGUCUUUCUUUUUAUGCCAGCAAUUCUCCAUCUAUUUGAUGUCCCUCUCUACUCCAUGCUUCUUUUUAGUGAGUGUUUACUCAUAAAAAUACAUGCUGUGACCAACUACAGCUCAUGAGUAAGGUUGAAACCCACCCACUAACAACAACUUGCAGCAACAAACAAGCAUGCCCACCUGUUCCCAGUUUUAAGUAAUAAAUGCUUAUUUAUGUGGUAGCAUUCACAUUCAUACAAGCAUUACAAUAACCGUCAUCUCAGAUUGUGAGCAAUUUCUAUGGUAUGACAGCGCACCAAGGCCUGUCUGUUCCUAAAUCUUUGCACAGCAAGUGCCUGUUCAAAGAAACCUUAAGACAGCCAAGCAUGAUAGGAGUUUUCACCACAAAUCAACUACACACAACAGAUUACAUGUAGAAAUAUAACAUUUUGAGUUAUUGAUUUCACUGCAGUGUCAUAUGUACAAAACAAAAUGCCUCUGGUGACAGGUAGCACAGUCACAGAGACUAAAACAGGACCAUUAGUGCUUAUCUUUGUCAAACAAAACUUCUUGGAAAAAAUAACAGCAGACAUUUUUUGUCACAGGUAACGAUAACAAAAGUUGAUUCUAGUUUAAAAUGUGCAGGUAAACUCCUCAGGGGCCCCACGAGUGCUGCAGGCUGCAUAAAUUGAAAACACCAUAUGGAUCUCCCUGUCUACUGACCAGUGCAAGAAAACAAAAAACUAUUUUAAUAUUCUACCACAUCUCUAAUGCUUUAGUUUUACAAAGACCCGCUCAUGACGAUGCCUAUAAACAAAUCAGAUAACAGUUUUGUUUUGUUUUCUGGAGGAGAAGAGAAUGAUUGAUUUUAUAAACCCCAAUUCCAAUGAAGUAGGGACACUGUGAAAAACAUGAAUAAAACAGAAUAGUGAUUUGGAGUUCCUCUUUGACCUAUAUUCAAAUGAGCUCACGACAAAGGAAAGAUAUUCAGUGUUCAAACUGAUAGACUUUUUUUCGUUCACAUAAAGUUCUGCACAUCUGUAAACGAUCAUGAGGGAGACUGUACCAUGGUGAAUUUUUUAGAUAACUCUUAAUUUGUUCAAAUUAAGCCAAAUUAAAACAAAUUACUAAACGUCACUUCACAUAAGACCAAAUUUAAUAUUUACAGCAUGAGGUAUGUAAGUCAGAAGAACCAGGUUUGUGGGAUAUGCAUGAGUGAAGACAAUGUGUGUAAAUGUUGUAAAACACAAACCUAACCGAAGCUCAACCUAAUCUUACAUAACUAACUCAAAGGGUAGUAUACCUGUGGAGGCCAGGUCAAACUCAGAGAGAAUGAUGGUGUGACUGCAGGAGCUUAUAUAACCUCCUCAUUCUAAGCACAGGUAUGUGACAUUACCCUAAUCAAUGAGCUGCACUCACUGACUCAGGCUGGAGACACUCAGGCUGACAACACCAAAUAUCACACGUAAUAUGUCAUGGACAUCACACUUCGUAAUACUGAAAAGUACAUACAGGUUGGGGUCAGGUUGGGGUACCAGGCUGACCUGCCCACAGUCCAGACCUGUCUCUCUUUGUAAAUGUGUGGCAUAUAAUGAAGUGCAAAAUACGUCAGCAAAGACCCCAGACUGGUGAGCAACUUAAGUCGUAAAUCAUUUAAGAAUGAGAAAGAAUAUCGCCUCCAAAGCUUCAAUGUCCCAACUUGGAACUUUAGUUUGUGUUGUUUCGUAAGAACUCAUCUGGUUUAUGAAGCAAUGAGGACAAAAUAUCCCCAUGUUUAAAUGGCUAACACCGUUAUUAAAGCAGUUUAUAUUUUAAUUACCACAGUUAUUUAUCUCAACCUCAUACAAUGACAAUUUUGUUACAUCUCAGUGUCUAUCUAUAUCUGGAUAAUAUCUACUGCCAAAAAAGCUGAUGGCCCGAUUUAAUAAGUAGGACCCUAAAUUUUUCAGCUAUAAAAAAGAGGUAAGGGAACUAUUACACAGUAGUAGUUUAAGGAAAUAAACAACAGCAACUGUGCUUUAAACAAAAUACUUUGGUGUUCAUGAAAUUUUUUAAAUUUAUGUUCAGUUCUAGUUCAUGCAGGGAAACUCAGAUGCUCUGAAAACACUUUCUUCCUCAGGAUUUAACAGCUGUCUGUGUCUUUUGACUUUGUAUUGUUGUUUGUUUGUUUGUUUUUAUCAGCUGCUUAGAACAAAUAACACUGCAUACGCAUGACUUAGACUUUAAAAGUGAUGAAGCUGACCACAUAUGGUAAUCUCUGCGUGUCUGCAAAUGUAAAUGAUAUAUGCUCAUAUAUGCUAAGGCUUCAUAGCUCUUGCUAUGAACCACAUUGAUGGCAUUGGUACCAGGCUGUUUGAAACAUAUUGCCAGAAAAGAACAGAAGAAGUCAUAUGCUAACAAAUACUAAUCCAGACACUGGUGGGAAUGUAAGGAAACAGGUGAGCUUGAAGGUUUGCUGGCUGUCAGACAGAUUAAAGGAAAUUUACUUGGUAGCACAAACUUCGUGGUUGCGAGGAGACCCUUGGGAUCCCUGAUUAUACCUUUGUUGUAAAGGAGUCAGAUUUAAUACUCACUCACUAUGAUUAAUUGUGUUAAAGGCUUUGUUCAUAAUGAAUGAUUUGAUACUUAACACAUAUCAGGAAAUGUAGAAUCACAUCAAACAUUUCCAUUAUACUUUAUGUAUCACUUCUAUAAAGAGCACUGAUCAAAUUACUCUGAAAUCAAACAGAUAGUAACACAUAGAAACUGUGAACAUCAGAAGAAUAAACACAUAUUAAUGAACUUCAUGAUUAAUAAUGGAUUCUAUAUAUUUGCAUUUGGAUUAUUAAAUGACAUAAUAACCACCUAAUGGUUAAAAAUACUAUAUGAAUGGUUAAAACAUUUUAAAACCAUUUCUGUGAAUUAAAGUAAUGAUUCAUACUCAAUAAUUUCAACUCUUAAAAAUUCAUAACACUGUCUGGAAAGCUGCUGAUCUGAAGGAACUAAAGAAUACAGGAUUUAUUCUGUCAGAGUGAUAGUUUGGUUGUAACCUGAAAGUCCAAACAUUUCUGGAAAGAUUUAUAUGAUCCUGUGUCCAGGGACCAGAUACCCAAGAACCUUUCCUGUGAGGAAUGUGUGAGUUUCACACACAGGGUUGUCUUGAUGCUACAAUAGUUAGGAACAGGGGAAAAUUGCUUUAAGUGUUUUUUGGCCUUUUUAGAAUGAUUGUGUUAGAGAAGCGAUUUACAUUUUAAAUGGAAGCAUCUUCUCCCCUGUCUCAGAAUCAACUGACAGUUUAUGAGUCCAAAUAAACACAGACGCACUUAAAGAUGUCACUGUGGUGAAAAUUUAAUGGAGCUGUGGCACGCAUCCUCUCACUGCUGUCAGUUUCCCUCACUACCUCUAAAAUGAUCUUGCAUGGUUGUCCUUUUGCACUUUUUUAACUCCCAAGAUAAACUUGAGGACAAUAACUUGAAUGAGGCUGCAUUCAAUACACUUCAUUCAGGUUUAUUGUGUAAAUAUAUAGAAUCAUCAAGGUAUAUAAGUAGUUACUGAUCAUAAGGAGAAUUGCUUUUUUGAAGUCCAUUUGGUUGCGGCUCUAAACCUUCUGAUCAUUUCAUAUCUGUCAGUCAUUAAAUGUCCAUCAGUAGAUAAGCAGGUAUUCAGUCUGGGUAAUUGAUUCUUAUCACUUCUUAUCUAGUAUGGUUGGGGAUAUAAGUCAGUAUAAUUAUUGGUAAUAUUGUUGUGAGAUGUUUUAUGAGCAAAAGGUCCAGAACAGCUAUAAAUCGGACUUUAAAAUAUAUACCAAAACUUGUCAUUGAAUCCAUUGCUCACAUUCUUUCUUGAGAUUAUUUCAUUGAAGUGAACAGUAUUCGUACCAUGCAUUCAUGAAUUGUUCCUGCAAUAUUCAUCUUAUCAAUGGUUAAAACUGAAAGGGUAAUAAUGAUCUCUCUGUCUUGUAUUGUUGUGAGUUACAAUUUCAUCCUGAUAAGAACAGCAGUACUGAAAAAACUCUUAAAUAGCUUAAAGGAGCAGCUGGUGAGAACAAAUCAUAGACAUUCAUUAUAAAUAUAUGUCUGCCAGUGCACACUUAACUCAAAGCUAAAGCUUCUGUGAACACAGCUACAGCAGUACAAUACAGUCCUAACUGUAUGCCUAAUUACAACAUCUGAAAACACAUUUUAAUGCAAAAUCAGCA
Messenger RNA from Xyrichtys novacula (pearly razorfish), 26058 nucleotides. Lineage: Eukaryota; Metazoa; Chordata; Actinopteri; Labriformes; Labridae. The record is from the annotation of a GenBank genome assembly.